AUGGACGUGCUAAUUGUAUAUACCCUAUGCGAGAGCACACUACACACGGAUUUCGCUCUAUUCUCUGAAUUCCUCAAUGCACCUGAUAUUAUAUUUGCAUCGGUAUUGGCUACCGAGGACACCAAAAAGCUCGAAGAGUCCCCGAGAAGGGCGCGGAUCUCAUGA
Plasmopara halstedii is the source of this 165-nucleotide messenger RNA. RefSeq lists its product as uncharacterized. The coding region runs from base 1 to 165 and encodes 54 amino acids. NCBI's taxonomy places the organism in Eukaryota, Oomycota, Peronosporomycetes, Peronosporales, Peronosporaceae. The record is from RefSeq and is a predicted model, not a curated record. The transcript has 2 exons.